AUGGCGGAAGCUACUCAUGUCUUUGUGCAUGUGCGACAGCGGCUCGACGCGCUUACUUACGACGGUCAUUCCCAGUAUCUCUUAAGCUCAUUACCCGUUGUGUCUCCAUUUCAGCCACCAGUCGUACAGACUAGUCGACGACGAGUAACAGUCUGUGGCUCGCUUUUGUGGUACGCAGGGCUUACAACAUUUUACUUUCGUCUGGUGGUACUUUUGGGUACAGGAUGGUUACUUGCCAUGGUUGAAUCUAUCACAUUUCUCUAUGCACGUCCAGCAGCUCAGGAAGACAUUGCCAUAACCAGUCCGAAUGAAGCAAUAUUACUAUUUGGAGUAUCGUUUUUUGGUGGAGGGCUAGGCUGUUUAGUAUCUGGAAUUAGUGCCGACUACUUUGGACGCAGACCAGUUCUCUUAAGUUUACAAUGUUUUUGGAUUAUUAUUAAUGCGCUGACAGCAGGAGCAUGGAAUUACGCAUCUCUCGUGACUCUCCGAUUGUUAGCAGGUGUGGGAAUUGGAGGUCAAAUGCCUCUUUUGGCCAUUCUAGCGCUUGAAUUCUCACCAACAAGGACACGUGGGAUAGUUAUUAUCCUUUCUGUUUCUUUUGCUGGAUUAGGUAUCUUUCUUGGCGUUGGAUAUGGUCAAUUAAUGAAUACAGAGAAGGAACUUGGAUGGAGAUUAAUGCACUUUGUUUUGAGUGCCAUUGCACUAGUCAUACUAAUCAUAUUUUAUAUGACUGUGGAUGAAUCACCAAAAUUUUUAGCAAGUGUCGGUCGAUCUGACGAAGCGUUUUCUGUUUUAAAUAAGAUUGAAAUGGUACAUGGCAUUACACGUUCAGUGCGCGUGACUGUACCUACAAGUCUCUAUGAACCACCGUCACAACAGCCUCAAAGUAAUUAUGAAUGGUAUGUAGAAAGUUUUGACUCGAAUUCAAACAUAGAAAUGGACAUGCAAAGGCAUGACGGGGAUGACGACGGCAUUCGAAGCUCGAGCUCAAAGCCUGUACCAGGGAUGGAAGUGACUAAAGCUUGCACUCAAAGUCAACGUAGCUCGACUUCUCGGUUACAAAAUCAGAGUCAGAGUUACGAGUGUACGCACCGAUUAGACAAUCGUGGGAUUCCAUUAUACAACUUUGCGUUUGUCACAAACACAUCAUUUCGAAGCGCACUCAGUCAUCGACUAGUAGUGCUUUUCUCUCAUUCUAUGGCUCGACGGACGACUAUGAUUUGGUUCUUUUGGUUUGCUGAAAGCACAUGUUGCAGUGGUGCAAUCUUGACAACAUUAGCAAUGGCAAAAACUUUUCAACAAGUCAAAAACAGUGACCCAGACCUAACUCUUUUUGACCAACUUUUGUGGGCUUUUUUAUUAUUUCCGGGUAUUCUUUUGAAUACUGCAAUAAUCGAACGGCUCGGUCGUCGUGUGACGUUAGGACUCUUCUUAUUUUGUAGUGGUAUAAUCAUGGUAAUAUCUGCUUGGAUUCUACAUGAAGAUAGCAAAUGGACUGAAUUUAUUUUGGCAUUUGGUGUUAUGAUUGUGUCCAUUGGUGGCUCAAUUGGUGCGUUGAUUGUUUUGACUAGCGAGCAAUUUCCGCUCGUGACCCGAGCACUUGGCAUCUCGACGGCUGCUGCAUGGUGCCAUUUUGGUACAUUCUUAGGCGUGUAUCUCGUUUUUCGACGGUAUUUAGAUGAUACACAUUGGACGUGGCAACAAAAGCGCUGGACACUUGCAGUCUAUGGUGCACUGGUUCUCGUGCUUUUACCGCUCAUUCUUUUGAUGGGUCCAGAAAAGCAUGGACGCGACAUUGAUGCUUUGUUUGUCCAAGAUCCUCAAGAAAAUUGUGCAAAUUCGAAUCGAGAAUCCUCUUCCCAACUCUCUGCCUCAUCAAGUGGUCCCACAAAUACGCGUCAUUGUGUCUUAAGUAAACGUAUUGAUAAUGCACUCAAGAGUUCCGAAAAAGAGGAUUCGCUAAGAAAGCACGUGAAAUUUUCGAAUAUGAAGCAAUGUGAAAGUGAGACCCAAGAAAAUUCAUGUGAAUCUUCGCUAUCUAGUGAUGAAAUUAGUGAGCAUGAUGCGAUAGGAGCAGGACAUGACAGACACCAAAAUCUCCGAUUAAAUUUGCAUGAGAACCAGAGUUUACGACCCUCAAUCUUGGAAAAUUUAGAGCCCAUUCUGAUAGACUGGCGUCACUCCCUCUCCAGUUCGUGUUCGGAUUCAAAAAUUGUCGAUUCGGAUUCGAAUGUACCAUGUACGAACGAUGCUCACUUGAGUGCAGCAGAACGGUUUAGUAUUAAUCUUGAAAUGUUUGAUACAUUUACGUUCAUUUCGACGCCUGUGUUGGGUGGUGAUAAUUGCACACACCAUGAACAUCGUAAAGAGAGCAACUCACAUAAGCUGUGA
Plasmopara halstedii is the source of this 2391-nucleotide messenger RNA. RefSeq names its product Predicted transporter (major facilitator superfamily). Gene Ontology annotation, biological process: transmembrane transport. Gene Ontology annotation, cellular component: membrane. The record is from RefSeq and is a predicted model, not a curated record. Gene Ontology annotation, molecular function: transmembrane transporter activity. Lineage: Eukaryota; Oomycota; Peronosporomycetes; Peronosporales; Peronosporaceae. The transcript has a single exon. Bases 1 to 2391 code for a protein of 796 amino acids.